This is a messenger RNA of Linum tenue, 3980 nucleotides long. Lineage: Eukaryota; Viridiplantae; Streptophyta; Magnoliopsida; Malpighiales; Linaceae. The record is from the annotation of a GenBank genome assembly.
CUGCCCGCCUGCCUGCCGGUCCAUUUUCCCACCACCACCCACUGCCCGGAAACAAAGGGUAAAGUAAAAUAGACAGAAACCGUAACCGCUAAUGGGCAAGAGAGAGAAAAAGCCGCCCUUUGAUUUAGGGCAUCUCAUUGCUUCCAAGGCAAGCACUUAAUCCAGUCCACCCUCAGUCUCUCUAACCAUUUCAUUUUUGCAUUUUCUCUCCUUCGUCGCCAUGGGAGGGGAAGAAGAAGAAGCAGCAGCAGCAGUAGCACCAACCAACUCCUGGUCGUAGUAAUUAUGGUGCUGACAAUGAUGACCGCCAUGAUUACCAUGAUGGCGUCUUCUCUCUUACUCUCCUCUUCCCCGGCUGCUGGUGGAUCCGAUUAGGCCAUCGAUUCGCUUUCCCAGUCCUCCUCCUUCGUCUUCUUCUCUCUCUCUCUCCCUGCUCCCAACGACAAGAUCUCUGUUCCACCAGCGCACACAAAAUCAAGCUCGCAAAGCAGCUGGGGGAGGGAUAGGAUUGGCUUUUUCCGUUUGGUGUUCGAGUAAUGGCGUCCAGAAGCGGAUCAAAAUCCAAAAAGUUAGGCUCCGCUGGCUCCAGUAAGGCUGCGAAUUCCCCCUCUUCCUCCACCACCUCUUCCUCCAAGCACUUCCCCGAGACCUCAAUCGACGGCCAGAGCUCCCCUGCAUCUUCCUCUGCUCGCAGCAAGCCGCAGUACUUCUACUCCGAGGCUCCGCCUAUGGAUGGUGGAAGAUCCAAGGAGAAUGUGACCGUCACAGUUCGAUUUCGUCCUCUCAGCCAGAGGGAAGUUCGCCGGGGAGAGGAGGUUGCCUGGUACGCUGACGGGGAAACUAUUGUACGGAAUGAACAUAAUACUUCGAUUGCCUACGCUUAUGAUCGUGUGUUUGGCCCUACAACUACAACGAGACAUGUAUAUGAUGUUGCUGCCCAUCAUGUUGUUAGUGGUUCCAUGGAAGGCGUCAAUGGCACAAUCUUCGCAUAUGGUGUCACAAGCAGUGGAAAAACACACACAAUGCAUGGCGAUCAGAGGUCUCCAGGAAUUAUACCAUUGGCAGUAAAAGAUGCUUUUAGCAUUAUUCAAGAGACUCCAAACCGAGAGUUUCUGCUUCGAGUUUCAUACUUAGAGAUUUAUAAUGAGGUUGUGAACGAUUUAUUAAACCCAGCUGGACAAAAUUUAAGAAUCAGAGAAGAUGCUCAGGGAACCUUUGUCGAAGGAAUUAAGGAAGAAGUUGUAUUAUCCCCUGCUCAUUGCCUUUCCCUUAUUGCAGCUGGAGAAGAGCACAGACAUGUUGGUUCCACGAACUUUAAUCUUCUCAGCAGCAGAAGUCAUACCAUAUUCACAUUGACAAUAGAGAGUAGUCCAUGCGGAGAAAACUGUGAAGGAGAAGCUGUGAAUCUCUCCCAAUUGAACCUCAUCGAUCUCGCAGGUUCUGAGAGCUCAAAGGCUGAAACUAUAGGGAUGAGGCGUAAAGAAGGAGCGUACAUAAAUAAGAGCCUUCUAACUCUUGGGACAGUUAUAUCUAAGUUGACAGAAGCCAGGGCAACUCACAUACCAUACAGAGACUCAAAGUUGACGAGGCUCCUUCAAUCUUCUUUAAGUGGUCUUGGACGUGUAUCACUGAUUUGCACCGUAACUCCUACAUCAAGCAGCUCUGAAGAGACGCAUAAUACUUUGAAAUUCGCUCACCGUGCAAAGCAUAUUGAAAUACAAGCAGCACAGAACAAGAUUAUUGAUGAGAAAUCACUCAUCAAGAAAUAUCAAAAUGAGAUACGUUGUCUGAAAGAAGAGUUGGAACAACUGAAGAGGGGUAUUGGGACGGUUCCACAACUGCAAAACAUUGUUGAAGAUGACAUUGUUAUUUUGAAGCAGAAGCUGGAAGAUGGUCAAGUCAAGCUGCAAUCUAGAUUGGAACAAGAAGAAGAAGCGAAAGCUGCUUUACUGAGCAGGAUCCAACGGUUGACUAAGUUAAUUUUGGUCUCAAGCAAAGGUUCCCAACCGUCACGGGUUCCGUACCGGCCUCUUCCAAGAAGGAGACAUUCCUUUGGAGAAGAAGAGCUUGCAUAUCUACCCUACAAAAGGCGGGAUUUGAUACUUGAGGAAGAGAACGUUGACUUCUAUGUUUCCCUUGAAGGGAAUGCUGAAACUGUCGAUGGCACCCUUAAAGAGGAAAAGAAAACCAAAAAGAACGGAUUGCUGAAUUGGUUGAAACUACGGAAACGUGACAGUCUGGGAACAAGUGCCAGUGAUAGAUCAAGUGGAGUGAAUAGCACACCUUCAACACCUCAAGCAGAAAAUAGUAAUCCCCACUCAGAAUCCCGCCAUGUACACUCAUUACUCAUGGAAAGUUUUUCACACUCAGCGGAGCUUCAUUCUGAUGUUGUACAAGAUAGAGAUACUCCAGAUGACACUCUCCUUGGGCAUGAAACUCCUUCGACUAGCAUAAAAACUAGUGAUCAGAUUGACCUUCUAAGAGAGCAGCAAAAGAUUUUGUCCGGAGAGGUGGCGCUCCAUUCAAGUGCUUUGAAGCGAUUGUCUGAGGAAGCCUCACAGAAUCCCGAGAAGGAACACAUCCAACUGGAGAUCAAGAAGCUUAGCGAUGAUAUCAAGAUGAAGAAUGAACAUAUUUCUUUACUGGAAAAGCAAAUUUCUGAAUCACUAAUCUGCUCGCCCAACAGAAUGGAUGAACUUGAUGUUACGCAAAAGCUUGCUGAGCUCACAACACAAUUGAAUGAGAAGUCAUUUGACCUCGAGGUCAAAGCUGCAGAUAAUCGUAUAAUUCAAGAGCAGCUCAAUGAAAAGAUAUUGGAAUGUAAGCAGCAGCAGGAAACGAUCGAAUCAUUGAAGCAUCAGCUUGCAGAUGCACUAGAUCAAAGAAAUCAUAGCCCGUUGGACAGUCACGCCCAACAGUUUCUUGAAAUGAAAGGUAUUCAUAUCCAAAGUCAUAUGGAUAAGGAAACUCCAGACUCUAAAGAGAGAAAUGAGCAACUGCUACUACUGCAACAACAGGCUUUCGAGAUUGAAGAACUGAAGCAGAAGGUCGGCCAGUUGUCUGACGCAAAACACGAGCUAGACAAUCGGAAUCAUAAACUGGCAGAAGAGAGCACCUAUGCCAAAGGACUAGCCUCUGCUGCUGCUGUUGAGCUCAAAGCAUUAUCCGAGGAAGUAGCAAAACUCAUGAAUCAAAACGAUAGACUCUCCGCCGAGCUGGCAGCUGCGAAGACCUCAUCUCCUACUCAUCGCAGAAACAGCACCGGAGGUAGCACAUUGCGAAAUGGAAGGAGAGAGACUCAAGGGAAGCGUCUUGAUCACCAAGCAGCUACUGGACUCACUGCAGAUCUCAAGAAAGAGGUGGCCGCAUUCCGGGAUAGAGAAGCCCAAUACGAAGCUGCGUUUGUCGAGAAGGAGCAGAGGGAGACAGAGCUCCAAAGGAAGGUCGAGGAAUCUAAACAAAGAGAAGCAUACCUAGAGAAUGAGCUAGCCAACAUGUGGGUACUCGUGGCCAAAUUGAAAAAGGCACAUGCCAAUGCGGAAUUGGAGGCUCCUGCUGCUGCUGCUCCUGGUCCAGAAAACGACUUGCUCCGGAUCGAAGGUUUCGGCAUUUGAAGAACUGUACGUAUUUGAGCCAAGUGGCGGGUUUUUUGAAAUUGUGGGAAAUGACGGGUGGAUUGGGUUUUUCUUAUGUUUUUUUUUUUCUUUUCCGGGUUGUUUGUGCUUCGUCUCUCGAUUCUUUGGUUCCGUCGAAUGUCAAUGUAAGUAUUAGGGGAAUUUUUUUUGAAAAAAGCCACCAUGAAAAAAAGAACGAAAACGAAAAAGGAAACUCGUAGUGCUGUUGUGUGUUGGGUUCUCAUAUGAUGUUUGAUUUUGCGUGUACAGUUAUCACUGUAAUGAUGAACAGCUGAUAUUUAACCCGUGUUUGUUUGUAAAUUGCAUCCAUCCAUCAUCUAAUUGAAGACUAUUAAUUGGUUUGAA